AUGUCUCUAAUCCAACCACAACAAGAGUUUGUGAUUCCUCGAAACCAAUGCGUACCAAACAGCAACAACACUUUCCCACCACAACUACAUAAGUCUUUGAUGAUCAGAGAUCUUUGUGUAGGAAGAAUUGUUUUCCUCCCAAGAAGUUCCAGAGGUAUUGAUAAUGUCAGAUGUAUUCUAUCUCAUAGUCCAUGCCUGAAUCCUGAGUUAGAUCCAAUGGCAUAUGACCACUUCGUCAUGAUCCUUGAUGUCUUUCAACAAGACGAUGGACAAGUAAAAUGUUACAUCUGUUUGUUAACGACCAAGCAAGUUGUUCAGAAAUACAAACGUCUAGAUAAAAGAAUCCCGAUCAAAGGAUUCUCAGCACGACCAAAGUUGUCACUAGAACAAGUAUAUCUCGAACAGGGGUCUAUGCCCAAACAAUCUUUUGUUCGCGUUAGCCACGUCUAUGAGAUUUCGUUUUCGCUUCUGAAACCAAUCAGAGAGGAGAGUCAAGCGUAUUAUAUGAGACUCUUGAAAGAAAGCUAUUAUAAGUUGAUGCAGGAAUUCAAUUUGAAGCCGGGUGUGUACGAAGAUACAGGGUCGGUGAUUCGGUUUGGAGCAACGAUUCGCAGGGAGGAUUCCGGACCAUCACUGAAUGGUCCCGACAGUGGGGAGCUGGGAACAGAACUUCCGGAUCGUGAAUCAUCUGGAUUUACAUCAUCCAGCAAGCUUUCUCAAGUUUUGACAAUUCUUGCUCGGCCAGAAUCUCAAGCAAUCUUGAACUACCCGGGUCCUCAAUGUGGUACAACGAUUUCGGCUCUUGAUCCGUCAUCUACCAAGGCGUAUAUCUCCACAUCGCCGCUCAGGGGAUCAAGGAUCAAGCAGAACAGCGACAAACAUGAGAACAUCACAUCGCCUUCACAACUCGAAUCGUCUGAGAUGGCUCUGCUAGACUCACAGCCUGUACCAACCAACUCCUCAACACCACACAAUAUCACCAUCGCCCCCACUCACACACCCCCACAAUUCCCCCAUCUCCCCCACCCUCCCCCUCUCAAUCUCAAAAAAGCCCUCAACCUCCUCUCAACCCCCCUCUCCCGCUUCCCGCGCCACCUCCUCAAAGCCAUCCUCUUCAUCAGCACCCAACCCUGGGGAAAAUUGUGUCUCUACUCUCUCUUCCUCCUCGCCUGCUACUACACCGGUACGCUAAAAUUCGGAUUCCUAGCUAUCAAAGGGUUAGAUGGAUGGUUAGCGACUUUGGGGAAUUGGUCUGCACCGAGAUAUGUAAAUGUUGUGAGGGUUUUGGGGGGUGGAUUAAGGUUUGGGGGAGAUUGA
Botrytis fragariae is the source of this 1317-nucleotide messenger RNA. RefSeq lists its product as uncharacterized. The record is from RefSeq and is a predicted model, not a curated record. Lineage: Eukaryota; Fungi; Ascomycota; Leotiomycetes; Helotiales; Sclerotiniaceae. Bases 1 to 1317 code for a protein of 438 amino acids. The transcript is spliced from 2 exons.